Messenger RNA from Lentinula edodes (shiitake mushroom), 1687 nucleotides. RefSeq names its product UEV domain-containing protein. The record is from RefSeq and is a predicted model, not a curated record. NCBI's taxonomy places the organism in Eukaryota, Fungi, Basidiomycota, Agaricomycetes, Agaricales, Omphalotaceae. The transcript is spliced from 2 exons. Gene Ontology annotation, cellular component: ESCRT I complex. Gene Ontology annotation, molecular function: ubiquitin binding. Bases 115 to 1554 code for a protein of 479 amino acids. Gene Ontology annotation, biological process: protein modification process; endosome to lysosome transport; protein transport.
CGUGACUCAUGUGCGCACAAUCUUGACCAAGGUGGAGAGAAGCUGAGAGGGGAACCAAGGAAUUACGGCGACGCCGACACGGCCCGCUGCUGUCCGUCUUGUUACUCUCUUUCCAUGAGCACUCAGAAAUGGCUUCGCGAAAACUGCGUCAAAUACGAAGAGAAAGAGAAAGUAUACAACGAAGUAAACACAGCACUGGAGACUUUUGGACUGUACGGACGAUCUAAUGGUUGGCUAAAGGUCAAGAGUGAUGUAUACAGUAAGUGUAUUCGAUCUAACAUUUCCAUUAUUCUCAACUCUUGGAUUGAUACACACUCAGCGUACGACGAUGGCCGAACACACCUUUUGCUCUGUUUACAUGGACUGCUUCCAAUAAAUUAUCGAGAUUCCACAUAUCACAUACCUGUCGAUAUGUGGAUACCCUUCAACUAUCCCCGUGGGCCGCCAAUAGUCUAUGUUGUACCGGCGCAAGGUAUGAUGGUGAAGAACAGCAAGUUUGUUGAGUUGAGCGGUAGAUGUGAUGUAGCUAACUACGAAGGAACUAAAGGUAGUUGGCUAGACAGAGGAGAGAAGAGAACUGAAACCAGACCUGGUUUGGUUGGUUUAAUUGAUGCCCUCAUCGCCUGGUUCGGAAAAGAUCCUCCGGUAUACUCCAGAGCAGCCCAGAAUCCCCAACCUUCUCCUGCUCCUGCGCCAUCUCCCACUCGUCCGCCUUUCCAGAACCAUGCUGGUCCAAGACCUUCGUCUUCUUUUUCAAAUCAUGCCGGUCCACCACCUCCCACCUACUCUCCUCCGCCUGCUCCUCCUCGACCAGCAUUUAUGCCCUCAACCAGCUGGACUCCUCAGCCUCCUCCAAUCUUGCAAACCCGUUCUGCUGCUCCUAUACCACCAGCGACUGCACCGUGGACACCUGGUCAUCCUCCGCCUCCUCGAAUACAGUCUGCACCUAUACAGCCACCAAUGCAAUCCAUGAUAAUACAAUCACCACCUCCGCCUCCAUCGAUUCCCGCUCCAGAUCUAUUAGAUUCCGACGAUCCGAACCCUGGACCCGAAUUUAGACCCUCCCCCGCCCCUCCACUUCCUCCAAAUCCCAUCUUACUUUCCCUCCAUUCUUCAGUUCAUGCGAAACUUACAUCCGCCUUACAGUCUCUUCAGACUUCAUUGCAUCACAGUUCGGAGCACCUGCGCAAGAUGCAAGACGAUCUCCUCCGCGGCGAACCGGCGAUCAAAGAUGAGAUUGCCCGUUUAGAGGCUGUCAAAGCUGUGUCACUCAAUGUUGGUAGUCGGUUGAGACAGACGGUAGAGGCAGCGGAAAGGAAUGUCCAGGUAUUGAGAGACAAAGGGGAUGUCAGUGUCGACGAGUUGAUUUGUGGGCCGACGAUUGUGCAUAAUCAGUUAGUAGUACGGCCUUCUCUGUUUUCAGGAUCUGAUUUGGUCAUUAGGUUAAUUGAUCUUGUCGCUGAAGACAACGCUAUAGAGGAUACAAUAUACCAUCUCCAUCGUGCCCUCAACUCUGGCAGCAUCGAUCUCGAUAGGUUUCUUAAAGUGAGUUAAUGAAUGCCUUGGUUUAUGGUAUCCAAUUGCAUGUUUGCAACCGGAUGGAAACCAGCGAUACUCGAAACAAUUGCUAAUUUGUCCUAUUCUAGACCACUCGUGUUUUGGCAGAAGAACAGUUUAUGAAACGCGC